This is a messenger RNA of Rhipicephalus microplus (southern cattle tick), 2715 nucleotides long. RefSeq lists its product as uncharacterized. NCBI's taxonomy places the organism in Eukaryota, Metazoa, Arthropoda, Arachnida, Ixodida, Ixodidae. The record is from RefSeq and is a predicted model, not a curated record.
UUGUGUGUGUGUUGAGCGGCCAAGAGUGGACCGAGGGGCAUGGCGACAAAGAGGAAAAGUGUCUCUCUUUCUUUGGCGUUAAUUCCUCUCACCGCCAGCGAAUGGCGAGCUGUUACCGGCACCUGCAUCGAGUGACGUUGUUGACGUCACACUUGGCUGAGUGUGUUCUGUCUCUUAACCACCAGUGUGCGGAUGUCUCAGACUCACUCGUAGGGUUAAAACAGUUCGCGACAUCGGUGGUCUUCGCAAAGUUCUCGGAUACUUCCAUCAUACCGGAUAAUCAGAUUUGUGGACGCUAGUCAUGGUAAACAGAGGAAUGAGAAUGCUACUGCUCGUAGCAGUCGCUGCAAUCGUGGUGCCGUUAUCACAAGGCGCCCCUGCCGUCAAGUUUGUUGACAACGUACCAAUCAGCAUCAAGCUUCCAGACAGUAAUGAACUCGUAAAGACGGAUGUUCCCAGUCAAUCCGCAAUACCAGAGUGUCUCAAGUCAGAAGAAGGGGUGACAGAAACUGAAGACGGCUUGGUUGCUCCAGCUGAGGCCUUUACACUGUGUGCCAGACAGGAGCUGGGAAGGCUUCAGAGCGAGUUGAAGCCGAGUGUCCAGGAACCGGAGGAGUCUUCUGAAGAAGAAGAACCUGUCGAAGAUGACCUGCCACCUCCUCCAAAGAAAGAGGCUGCCAAGCCUGUAGAACCUGAGACGAAGAAAGAAGCACCUGCUCCUCCAGCAGAAUCCAAGCCGCCCAUUCCACAGGCUCCCACGAUUCCGGAUCUCAGCAGCAUCACGGACGCUUUCACCAAAGUCAGGCCCAUUGACAAGCACCCAACCGUUCUUGUCGAAGUCGUGAAGAUUCUGCAGGUGAUCUUCGACUUUAGGCGCGUGAUGAGCGACAUGCAACGAAUCCUGCACGGUGACCUGGCCGGAGUUUUGCGGGAGUACCCGGAAAGAGCCCGAGGUCUGUUCCAUAUGGUUCGCACUCUGCCCAGCAGGUUCGCCAACGCUCGUGACAAGGUCGAAGAGGUCAAGGAGGAGAGCCAGGAGCCCGAAUACAUGCAGACACUCAACGAGCUGCACAGCUACUUGACAUCUGCAGGCGCAUCGUCUGAAGAACUGCCCAACGCACUUUCCCUCGUUAGCACACUCGAUGCACUCAGAAGUAUCGCCGGACGCCUUCAGAACCACCUAACAGAGAAACUGACCGGCCGCAAGAGGGCUGCUGAAUCUAUCUCGGAACAACCGAGAUCAUCAAGGGUCGUCGAUGAGAUCAAGGACAUAUUCAUGAUCAUUCCCGACACGUUCCGUGCCUACGGCCGGCGCAGCAAGCUGAACGGCGGCCCGGGCAUCUUCAGCCCGUCGCCCGUGAGUCCACUGAGCCCGUGGAACCCCCUGAACCCAUUGUCGCCCAUCAGCCCCGUGUCGGCCGUCUCCAGGCUGACACCCGGUGAUCCGUUGCGCCCCAUAUCUAGGGCCCAAGUGAGGGCCGUGGACACCGUGUCGAAGCGACUCGUCGACCUCUUCAACGCCCGCACAGGCAGCAAGAAAUCCUCCUGCCUCUCGGGAAUUUGCAACUUACAAGCGUAAACGCAAAAGAAGAGGAGUCCUAAACACAGGAUGCUAUUGCGUCACUAUAGUUUGCACGAGCAUAAUUGAGUAUACCCUAUAGUAUCGGACAGGUACUGGGGCAAGGAUGCAAAGGCAGGAGCUCAACUAGGAGUCUGAUUCUGGACAUUGUCCAACUAUGCCAUUCGUCGACUCUGACUUAUCCAGAAGGGUGCCUUUCUGAUUAGCUUAGAAUGCCACCACUAGCGACCAUAAAAGUACUGUAAAAGUUCACGCUGUCAACAAUAACACCCCAUGUCCACGUACGGUUGGCGAUCCCACUUUGAGGGAAAGCGAUUAAGGGCGCAGGACACAACGUUACCAAAAGCUUCGGUAAACUGGCAAUAAGAACUUCCGGCAGAAAAGCUUUGCUAUUUUGGAACCAUGAUGUUCUGAUCCUGUGGCCAUGGGCUUACGGGGCUGAACAAGGUGUUGUGUCUUAAUUCCGAUUCCCAAUGUACCAAUGUGUGUUACGCUGAGAGUGACGCAUCAACAUUUUCUAUUCAGGCAGGUUUACACCAAUACGCAGCCUAUUGCAGUGUUUUUGGUAUGCUAAAUGCAGUAAUUAGUUGUUGGCAGUUGGAGAAAUUUCACGCUAACUACACAUUUCUGAUUCCUUUGAGUUCUUCUGAAAUGAUGUUUGACUGGGUAAUGUUUCGUUAUCUACACUUUAUUGCUACGAUUUGUAAAGUUCUUGUUCCUGAUAAGGGCAGAAAAUUAAAAAUUGUAUGAAAUAGUUAUUCAAACACUCAUUUUGUCAGACGAGAGAAAGCUCUAUUUGCAGAAAUUUUCUCAAGUGCACUACCGAUUUGAUACCUUCGCAAGCCUUCAGAUUUCCAGGCAUAAAGUAAUUUUGCAUCUCAAGCUUCCUUUCUGAAGAGGAAUCAACGCCUGUAGACAUGACAAUGAGGAAAGCAUGGAAUAAAUUAGCGUGGAGUUUCUUUUGAACUGCUUCUUUCAGUUCGCUGAGAUAGUAAAUUUGGUACGGCUACAGGGCAUCGCUCGAUAUUUUGUUGAUCAGGGCAUGAUGCCAUGUACCAUUCAAUUCUUUACCGAAGGCAUAAGAAACUUCUCUGUAGUUACCAAAGCGGCUAAUAAACGAUGUCACGUUGAUUUGU